UAUUUCUUAUUGCUACAGGACAUCUUAUGAUUCCUGAUAAUACCGAUGGAGAAUUGUACAGAAAUGACAAAGUUCAUACUUCUAGGACUAACUAAUGCCCCAGAACUACAGGUCCCCCUCUUUAUCUUGUUCACCUUUGUCUACCUCCUCACUCUGUGUGGGAACGUGGGGAUGAUGAUGCUGAUCCUGAUGGACUCUUAUCUCCACACCCCCAUGUACUUUUUCCUUAGUAACCUGUCUCUGGUGGAUUUUGGAUACUCCUUAACUGUCACUCCCAAGGUCAUGGCUGGGUUCCUUAGAGGAGACAAGGUCAUCUCCUACAAUGCAUGUGCUGUUCAGAUGUUCUUCUUUGUAGCCUUGGCCACUGUGGAAAAUUACUUGUUGGCCUCAAUGGCCUAUGACCGCUAUGCAGCAGUGUGCAAACCCCUACACUACACCACCACCAUGACGGCCAGUGUAUGUGCUCGUCUGGCCCUAGGCUCAUAUGUCUGUGGCUUCCUAAAUGCCUCAUUCCACAUUGGGGGCAUAUUCAGUCUCUCUUUCUGUAAGUCCAAUGAAGUCCAUCACUUUUUCUGUGAUGUUCCAGCAGUCAUGGCUCUGUCUUGCUCUGAUAGACACAUUAGUGAGGCGAUUCUGGUUUUUAUGUCAAGCUUUAAUAUCUUUUUUGCUCUUCUAGUUAUCUUUAUCUCCUACUUGUUCAUAUUCAUCACCAUCUUGAAGAGGCAUUCAGCUAAGGGACACCAAAAAGCAUUAUCCACCUGUGCCUCUCAUUUCACUGCAGUCUCCAUCUUCUAUGGGACAGUCAUCUUCAUGUACUUGCAGCCCAGCUCCAGCCACUCCAUGGACACAGACAAAAUAGCAUCCGUGUUCUACGCUAUGAUCAUCCCCAUGCUGAACCCUGUGGUCUACAGCCUUAGGAACAGAGAAGUCAAGAAUGCAUUCAAGAAAGUGUUGAGAAGGCAAAAAUUUCUAUAAGAUUGGAAUUUUAACACUGUUGUAUAUACAAAAAUGUUUCACUCAUCUCAGACCUUCC
Mandrillus leucophaeus (drill) is the source of this 1033-nucleotide messenger RNA. Its product is annotated as olfactory receptor 5B2. NCBI's taxonomy places the organism in Eukaryota, Metazoa, Chordata, Mammalia, Primates, Cercopithecidae. The transcript has a single exon. Gene Ontology annotation, biological process: sensory perception of smell; G protein-coupled receptor signaling pathway. The record is from RefSeq and is a predicted model, not a curated record. Gene Ontology annotation, molecular function: olfactory receptor activity; odorant binding; G protein-coupled receptor activity. Gene Ontology annotation, cellular component: membrane. The coding region runs from base 46 to 975 and encodes 309 amino acids.